This is a messenger RNA of Geodia barretti, 1892 nucleotides long. The record is from the annotation of a GenBank genome assembly. Lineage: Eukaryota; Metazoa; Porifera; Demospongiae; Tetractinellida; Geodiidae.
CCAGGGUGGGAGGCGCUGGCCUUCUUGUCUCUCAGUCUUUCCCCGCCAAGAAUUCUAUUAGACGCGCACCAUAGGUACCCCCACUUACACGCAUGCGCGUAUAAAUCCUCCAACCACACGUGGGCUCUACCAAGAUGGCUACUCAAACGAGUAAGAAGAGGAAGCUUCCUGAAGCAGGAGUUGGCCGAAGAUGGUACAGUGGAGUCGAGGUCCGAGUGACUCCCACCAGAACUGAGAUCAUCAUUCUGGCCACUCGCACACAAAACGUCCUCGGCGAGAAGGGCCGGAGGAUUAGGGAACUUACUGCCGUCGUUCAGAAACGCUUCAACUUUCCUGAAGGCACAGUUGAGUUGUAUGCAGAGAAGGUUGCAGCUCGUGGUUUGUGUGCCAUUGCUCAGUGCGAGUCACUUCGAUACAAGCUCAUUGGUGGACUAGCAGUGAGAAGAGCCUGUUAUGGAGUACUGCGAUUCAUCAUGGAGAGUGGUGCGAAGGGAUGCGAGGUGGUCGUGUCGGGCAAGCUGAGGGGUCAGAGGGCAAAGUCCAUGAAGUUUGUGGACGGACUGAUGAUACAUGCUGGCAACCCUACCAGAGACUACAUUGAUAGUGCCAUCACCCCACGUACACUUGAGACAAGGGUUAGUUUCUCCUCCAUUUACUUUGUUUACUCCUAUGCAGGUGUUCUAGGUAUCAAGGUGAAGAUCAUGCUGCCUCAUGAUCCCACGGGGAAGAGUGGUCCUAAGAAACCGCUCCCAGACAACGUGAGUGUGGUAGAGCCCAAGGAUGAGACACCAAUCAUGGAGCCAUACUCCGAGCAGAAAGGAGCCGCCAAGCCUUUUGAGCAGCAGCAACAGCAGCAGAUGAUGUGAAGGACGAGGGGGAGGGGCAUAGCUGACAUUGUUUGCAUUGUGAUUGUAUGAAGAAUUUGCUGUGUCGUAUAUUUGUCGUCAUUUCACUCUUAUUGGUGCUACUUUCCACCGGUUGUGGAAAAGGACUCCAAACUUUUAGGAUGCAGACUUUGACAAGGACGCACAGCAGAAUCCCGCCCAGGGCAUCUACGAGGUAGUGGUGAGUGGAGUAGUUGGCUGCUAGUGUGAUCCAGACCACAUGGAGAGCGGCAAAUUUCUUCCCAAACCAAGGAUUGUUUAGGAAUACUAUUGUUGGCCAGGCCACGUGGAGCGAAGGGAAGGCGCCAAACUUGAGCGGCGACUGUGAGUAAAUCCCGUGGAAUAUCGCAAAUCCGAGAAUUCUGUCGACUCGCUUGAAACCGGCCUCGUUUGAGUACUCAUAGAUCACCUUUCCGUGCUCGUCAAAGAUAGCGCUGUCCACAAACCACGGGGACGCUGUAGGAAACGUGAGCUGAAACAACACGGCCAGAAAGUUGAUCCACCCAGCACACCACAUGUAGGAGAAUAACCCUCCUCGUUUACCGGGGUGGAGUGCCAGGUAUGCUCCAAAUACGAAUGGGAGAGGGAAGUGAACGAGAUAGGGUAUCGCGGCGAGGACGUCGAAAAUGGGGUUAGCGAGCUGCGAGAGUAUUUUGUGGGGCUGACAGAAAAAUACAUGCUCUUCGAUGCUAGGUAGCACGGUGAAAGUUGGCGGAGAGACAGUGUCUAGGUGCGUGAUUUGACGAAGGGAGAUGUAGAAUUUGAAGAUGAGAAGAUACAAGAGGUAGGGGAGAGCGGCAAAGAGGAAAGCACCGAUGUGGCGUAGUCGGAUCUGCUUCAGUGCCAGUCUGUUGAAUCUGGCGAGUUCUCGAAGGUUAGACAGAGUUAGGUUAGUGAGCUGAGGCUGCCGCAGCUUGGACAUGACCAUCAUCUGCAAAAAAGAGAGAGGAAACGAUCUGAAGUUACAUCAACAGUAUCUACCUAGGUAUUGGAUGCGUUGUGAACGCC